AUCAAAUGUUGAAUUUUCAAAAAUACUCGCAAAUGCAAUCCUAAAUAAAGUGUUGGAGAAAUCACUGAACACCUUCCUCAGCAUCGAAUUGAACAAAUGCAGAGAACGAAUAUUUAACGUUCUCUGACUGCAGCUAAAAGUCCUUUGGAAUAAUUUAUAUAUUACAUUGGAUUGAGAAGAUUUUUUGUGAACUUUAAAAAACACAACCAAAUCAAAUAUGUCGAAAGUGGAAGUGGAUCCAAAUUUGCCCAUAAUGGAGCAAAUUAAAAUCCUCAUUAAACCACCUCCAUCUGAAGAAGAAAAAAUAACACUACGUCCAGUGAAUACUAAACAUCCAUAUUACAAACGACCAGGGCGAGGACACAAUCAUGAUCUUUGUGAUGCUUGCGAGGAAGGUGGAGAUCUACUUUGUUGUGACCGUUGUCCAUCCAGUUUCCAUUUGCAGUGCCACGACCCACCGCUAACAGAAGAAGAUAUACCAAGUGGACAAUGGCUUUGUCAUAACUGCCGCAUGACCCUUAAGCCUACAUCAUCAUCUAAAUCAAGUUCUGUUGAGCGCAAUGCUGCAGGUGCCGUAACUGCCUCACGUACAGACAGCUCGCGGCCAAGUACACCAUCAAUUGAUGCCGAAGCGACACCAUUUAAAUUUCGUAAUUUACGGAAACGUAGUAGUAGUCGUGCAUCUUUUUGCAGCGAUCUAAGCAAUACUGAAAAAUAUUUGUCAAAAUUGCCAGUAGGUAUACAAAGAGCAUUGGACCCAAACAAAAAACCUACUCCACUUGAUGAGCUGAUAAAAGCUGCUAGCAUAUUAAAUCCGAAACAAUUCGAGUUGCCGCGUGAGUUGGAAAUACACUCUCAAUUUCCUGGCAAUGAUAAAGUUGAACCUAUACGCAAGAAUGGAAAUGGGAAUAAAAAACCAAGCAAUAUACGAAGAAAUUCCAAACCAUAUGAGCUAGACUCUCAGGGUAUGGUGCCAUUGCCAGCUAAAACAUGUUUUUAUUGUCGAAAAUCUUGUAAGAAAGCUCCACUGGUAGCCUGUGACUAUUGCCCAUUAUAUUUUCAUCAAGAUUGCCUAAAUCCUCCUAUGACAGCUUUACCAACGGGUUUAUGGAUGUGUCCGAACCAUGUGGAAAACUUCAUUGAUAAUCAUCUAGUAAACAGCAUUUCAGCAACAGAACGCAUUCGUUUGUGGGAUAAGUUUGCUCAACCUUUUGAUCAUGAAUCAGUGAAAAUGGAAUUUUUCAGACGCGUACACAUGCGUAAUCCACCCUUUCGAAUUAAAGUGCCAAUAAAAGCACGUGAAACAAUUGAAAUUCCGCCAAUGGUUAAGUAUCACUACGAAAAUCCUCCUCCUCUUUUACCGUCAUUACGUGAAACUUUACGCUAUGAUAUAGUAAAACGACGCAAAUGUCUUCCUAGCUCGCCUGAAAUAAUAUCAAAAGAAACCGUAGCUGAAUCAGUUUUCAAAGACUUGGAAGCUCUCCAAAGUGCCAAAGCUAAAUUUCGCGAAAUACAGAAGGAAUUGGGACAAGUAGCUGACUUGAGUAGCAGCGAAGAAGAAGACAAUACUGUAACAGAAAACGAGGAUAAAAAAGAUCAAGAUGUAGAGACCAAAACCGACAAUGACAUUACAGACAAAGGGAAGGUAGAAGAGGACGACAAAAUAAAUAAGUUUAAAAGUAAUAAGAAACGUAGUAAACGUGGAGAGUGUACUAAAAACAGUUUAACUGAUGUACAAAUCAAAAGCGAAGAGGAAGUUAAAAUCGACAAUGAUACUGAAAAAUUCACUGAGAAUCAAACGCAGCAACAACAAGAAGUGGAUAAAAUCAAAAGUGAAGAUGAAGAAGAAACUGACGAUGAAACUAAAUAUAUUGCUGAUAUAGAUGCAGAACUUCGUUAUCUAGAUGUUGAUUUAAUAAAGAAGUUAGCAUUUCAACGUGUGCAACAAUUGGUGCAGGAACACCCAGAAAUUGUAGUGCAAUAUCAAAAUCGUACUGCCGCCAAAAGAAUACGUGAGCUUUCACAAAUCGAUCCACCACAAGUAUUACCAUCACAAAUACUCUCGCCAGAAGAUGUAAGGCGUUUAUCCAUAAUGUUUACUGGUGAGACGUCCUCCAUAUUGGCCCAACAUCAAACUGAUAGUGAUAACGACUUGCCACAAUUACAUCCGGCAUUAGCCACUGCUGCUGCUAUUGUUGCUGCUGAUGAAGAAGAACAGAAAUACAAACCACGCAUUCGUACCGAUGGCGAGAAAGCUUACGAAAUAGCAACACGUCUUGAGCUGAAAUUAUUGAGAUGUAAAGUACGUGCUCGCGCUGUACUAACGCCACUGGGCGACAUUUUGGAAGAUAAUCGUUGGUUUAGUAAUGUUGAGCUACAUUCGUCAUUUUUUAUGCGUUAUCGCAAUAUGCACAUCGGAUCUGGCCAAACAUCUGUUGAUGUAAAUCUUUCCAUUAUUGGAUACUGUUGUCGGAUUUCGCCUAAACAUGCAACUAUUUUCUACGACGAUUUUACGAAAACCUUUGAGCUCAUCAACUACUCGGAGCACGGCACCGAAGUUAAUGGACAACUUUAUUCAUGCGAUUUUACUGAUUAUGGACCAACGCCGGCUAAAAAACUUAAAAACGAGGACAUCGAGUUACAGAAACGUGUUCAAGAGAUUUUAGACAAACGUCGUGGUAUACAACGACAACAUUAUAUAGUAGACAGAAAUUCAAGAAUGGCACCACCAAUGAAACCUGAAUGUAAAUGUACUUUCGUUCAAGAGCCUCCUAUGCUUGCCGGUGCUUGGGAAGGAACGGCCAUACUUACACAUGGCACUCUAAUACGUUUCGGCUGUUUGUCUUUUGUUUUCUCAAUACCUGAAUUAGGAUCAAGUAAUGGUCAGGGCUAGGGAUUUGUCGUUUGGAUGAUGAAUUCGGUUAGCUGCAAUAAGUGUUAAUUUUUUAAAAAUGAAAAUUUAAAAAUAGCUUUUAGCAUAUUGCUUUUAAUUUAAAACAAUCACUUAGAAAGUAAUGCAAAAUGAUAUGAUGAUGUUUUAUAAAACAUCAUUACUUUGCGCAAACAAUUCGUGAUGCUUAAUAAAAGGUUAUUCGUUUUUUUAUUAUCUA
Zeugodacus cucurbitae (melon fly) is the source of this 3110-nucleotide messenger RNA. RefSeq names its product PHD finger protein 12. The coding region runs from base 218 to 2893 and encodes 891 amino acids. Gene Ontology annotation, cellular component: nucleus; Sin3-type complex. The record is from RefSeq and is a predicted model, not a curated record. The transcript is spliced from 6 exons. Gene Ontology annotation, molecular function: transcription corepressor activity; protein binding. Gene Ontology annotation, biological process: negative regulation of transcription by RNA polymerase II. Lineage: Eukaryota; Metazoa; Arthropoda; Insecta; Diptera; Tephritidae.